Molecule: messenger RNA, 3336 nt
Organism: Salvia miltiorrhiza (redroot sage)
Lineage: Eukaryota; Viridiplantae; Streptophyta; Magnoliopsida; Lamiales; Lamiaceae
Product: la-related protein 1A-like
Exons: 14
Coding region: 216-2969 (917 amino acids)
Biological process (GO): mRNA stabilization
Molecular function (GO): RNA cap binding
Source: RefSeq, a predicted model, not a curated record
UCAACAUUAUUCUGACCACUUUACAACCCUAGUCUCUCUCUCUCUCCAAACACACUCCUUCUUUACUGCCUCUUUCAGCCGGCUCCCGCCACCCUCUCCUCCACGCCCGCCGCCGUGCUCUCUCACUACUCAUUCGGAAUUCUCAAAUUUACAUUUAUUUCACUAAAUUUUACGAAUCGACGUUUUUUAUUAUUUAAUUCAGCGCACUCGUGGGGAUGGGGGACAAUGGGGUUAGUGAUCUUGGUGAUCGGCCCGAGAAUCCGACUGACAUCGCCGCCGGUGGUCCUCCGAGGUCGCCGUGGAAGACUUCGGCCACCGCGGCUCCGGUGGCCGGUGCUGAUUCGGAGUCUUGGCCGGCACUGUCCGAUGCGCAGCAGCGAUCCAAGUGUAAUGGAGGUGUCGAUUUGAGCCCUGCUAAGUCGCCUCCCCUGCCGACGGAGUCUGGGACCGAUAAUUGUGCUGAUCCUCCUGCGCCGGUUACUGUUGAGCCGCAGAAAUUCCAUGGUCGUGGUAAUUUUAAAUCUCCCCGAAGGCCGUACGCAGCACAUCAUAAUAAAAAUGGCCCCAAGCAUGGCCCAAAUAAUAUACCUCCAUUUGCUGUUCCCUUACCUUACCAUCCGCCGACAAUAGCCCCAAUUUUUCCUAGUAUGGUUCCCAUUUCACCAUCUUCUGUUCCUGGAUAUAGUUAUCAAUUUCCAGCCAGAUCUUUCCCGAGAGCUGAUGCUCAACUGCUGAAGUCCGGUAGUGAUCCUGCACAAGCCUAUGUUCCACCAAUGAAUGGGAAUAUUCAACCUACACCACGUGCUGAUUCGAGGGGCCAUGAUUCUGGUUCUGGUGGAAGAAGGCGUAGUACAAAUGAGCAAUAUGGACCAACGAAUCCUUCCCGCAACAAUCAACGCCCUGCCUCUAACAACUUCUAUAUGCAACCAAAUGUGGGCCCAAGACAUUUUGUAAGGCCUCCAUUUUUUGGGCCUGGCAUUGUUGAUGGGCCAAGCUAUCCAGGUCCACCAGGAGCUUUCAUUUACUAUCCAGCUGUGCCCCCAGGCUCUGUUAGGGUUCCUUAUCCACCGUAUUUAGUUCCAUAUCCAUUGAGCCCUGGAGUUCCUGUAUCACCCCCGCCAACGAUAGCAUUGAGGGCCCGCAUUGUUAAGCAAAUUGAGUAUUAUUUCAGUGAUGAGAAUCUGCAGACUGAUGCCUACCUGAUAUCCUUGAUGGACAACCAGGGCUGGGUCCUGGUUUCGAGUAUCGCAACCUUUAAAAGGGUUGAACAAAUGAAUGUAGAUAUACCAUUUAUUAUAGAUGCAUUGCAAACUUCAGAGACAAUUGAAGUGCAGGGUGAGAAGGUGAGGAGACGCAAUGAGUGGUCUAAGUGGAUUUCAGAAUCUGUGAACAAAGAAGCUACAUCCCUAGUUAGAAAUUCUGGGAACAAUGAUGAUCAGAAUGAGAAUAAGAGAGACAAGCUUCAUCCGGAUGGAAGUUCAGUGGAUUCUCUGCCAUUGGCUGCAGAUACUCUGGAAGGCUCCAUUAAAAGUUCUACAGAACAUAGCAAGGAUAGUGAAGAACAGAGAGUUGCUUUAGGAAACAGUAAUCUAAAAUUAGAGCUGGGAUGUCAACCCAGCUCUAGAAACAAUAUCAGUGUACUUAAUACUGGAUCAAAUUUCCAAGCCACUUCACUAGGAGCUGAUUCUGUGAAGUCAGUCAUAUUCAAAAACGGUGAAAACAAAAAAAUGCAGGCUCUUUCAAAACCGAAAGUGAAGAACUUUGGUGGGUCAUCUGAUGAUUUUUCAAGCACAUUUAUGCUUGAUGAAGAGCUGGAAUUGGAGCAGAAAAGGACAGGGCAUGACCAUCCUUCUACUGCUGGAAGGGUUGAUGAUGAAGAUGAGGAAAUAAUUAUUAAUGAUCAAGCUGUCGAGAGGCUUGUAAUUGUCACUCAAAAUAGUCGAAUGAGAGCCGGGGAAGAAUCAAAACCAUUAUCCAGUGAGCUUGCUUCCACUAUAAAUGAUGGUCUAUACUAUUAUGAGCAGGAACUGAACUUAAAAAGGUCUCAUCGUAGACAUAAUCAGCCUAUUAGUGAAGGCAUGGAUGACAGCUCCAGAAAUUCUGCUCAAGGUGCUGCCACAUUAAAUUCUAGGAUUCUUGAUCAGUCUACAGGCAAAAGCAGCUCUGAGGGGCAUGGACAUCCCAACUCUCGUAAAAAGCAAAAUAAAAGUAACUUGAAGCAACAGCAGCGACUGUUCUAUGGAAAUCUUAAAGGUCAUGUAAGUGGCCGGAACACUCUGGGAGCAGUAUCUGGAAGUCCACCUAGUGAUGCGGUUGGUUUUUUCUUUGGUUCUACGCCCCCAGAUAGUUAUGGGUUCAGGCAUUCAAAGUUGAGUGCCUCACCUCAAAGCAGCAAUCUCUCAGGAAGUAGUCCUCCAGUUGGUUCAGUGCCAAAGUCAUUUCCACCAUUUCAACAUGCAAGCCAUAAACUUCUGGAGGAAAAUGGUUUCAAACAGCAGUUGUACAAUAAGUAUAAAAAGCGCUGCCUUGGUGAACGAAAGAAAUUGGGCAUUGGUUGCAGUGAGGAGAUGAACACAUUGUAUAGGUUUUGGUGUUUUUUCUUAAGAAACAUGUUUGUCCCUUCCAUGUAUAACGAGUUCCGUAAGCUGGCUCUGGAAGAUGCCGCUGCUGGUUACAAUUAUGGAACAGAGUGCCUGUUCCGGUUCUAUAGUUAUGGGUUGGAGAAGGAAUUUAAGGAGGAUCUCUAUGAUGACUUCGAGCAGCUGACACUUCAAUUCUACAAAAAAGGGAACCUGUAUGGCCUGGAGAAGUAUUGGGCAUUUCACCAUUUCCGGGAGGCACGGGAGGAGAGAGAGGCAGCAAAGAAGCAUCCUGAAUUGGAUAGGCUGCUGAGAGAGGAAUAUCGUAGUAUGGAAGAUUUCAAGCGCGCCAAAGCUAAGAAUGCAAGCGUGAAAGAAGGCAACCAGUAAGGCAUAUUGGGCGAAACGACUUGGCAUUUGCAGUGAAGUGACAAUGUCGCAAAUUUUGGAAGGAGAAUUCUAAUAGUCUAUAGAGGAAAAAGGUGGAAAUUUGGUGGCCAUUUUUGGUUGUUGAGGAAUUUUCUACUUUGUUGUCUUGUACAUAGAAUGUUGACGACAUUCUGGUGUUGCCACAAAGAAUGUCAGAUAGCAGGAUUUUUUUUGAAGCUGUAUAUAAGAAAUUGAUGGAAAAAAAUAGAUAGGUAAUAAUGGCGUGAGCUUUGUACAACUUGGGGAUUGAGCCAUGUUUCAAACCACAUUAGGCCUUUGUUCCGUCUCGUCUUUAUCAAAUAAGAUUAUCUGUCUUUUCCACUGGAAA